GAACUGUAUAUGCACCGAAGAUUACAUAUUGGCACACUGUUGGUUUCUAAUUUUGCAGCUCAGACAUUAGGGCUGCCGUUCGUGCCGCCGUACACGUACGGCGGAGAAAAUGGGGAAUUGCAGGGCGGGGGUUUCAGCAAAGGAGUGAAUUUUGCGGUGGUUGGAGCGACGGCGCUUGGUUAUGAGUUUUACGAGAAAUUAGGAUUCCAUAAUCCGGUUACGAAUGUGUCUCUGGGAACUCAAUUGGAUUGGUUCAAACGUUUCUUAUCCACAAUUCCUGAUGGUAAGAAAUACCUCGAAAGGUCUUUGGUUGUGGUGGGAGAGAUAGGCGGCACCGAUUACAACCAUCCACUCGGUCAAGGCGCAACUUAUGAUGUUAUUCAAUCAUUCGCUCCAGCAGAGCUGAUUAAGCUUGGUCUUCAGACAAUAUUAGUGCCUGGAAAUCUACCAAUAGGCUGUUUGCCUGUUUACCUAACACAAUUCAAGAAAUCGAGUGCCGUAAACGAUUACGACCCGAAAACCGGAUGUUUAAAUUGGCUGAACAAGUUUGCUAGGUACCACAAUAAGCUACUCAAGAAAGAAUUGAAACGUAUACAAGAGCUAAUUCAUCCUGAUCAGGUCGACAUAAUCUAA
Messenger RNA from Erythranthe guttata (spotted monkey flower), 633 nucleotides. Lineage: Eukaryota; Viridiplantae; Streptophyta; Magnoliopsida; Lamiales; Phrymaceae. The record is from RefSeq and is a predicted model, not a curated record.